GGGCCAGCUGCCGGAGCCGUGGGCGCGCCGAGCUGAGCCACCCAGGGAGGGCUCUCGCACUACCGGCCGCAAGGCUGGUUUUCCCCAUCCAUCGCCACUUAAAGGGGGAAAAAAGCACGCUUAUGUUUGGGCCCGAAUCAGGCCUUAAAUCUAUGCAGAAGAGCGACUCAGAGAGAGGCAGCGGAAGCCAGGGCACCCACUCAGGGGAGGGUGGAAAGCGCUUAUCAGAUCUCUUGGCCCGCUGCGGGCGAUAGCGUUGGUAACCCGAGUAGAGUAAAUAGAGACACGUGGGUGCUGGCGAGAGCGAGCCGCGAGCGGGACCUCGCGGAAGGGCUAUUUCAGGCCUCGCAGAGAGCUUCAGAAGUGGGGGAGGCGGAUGGACCCUGAUACCCGACACUCCACUGGCCACCGUUGUUCAACAACUGGGAGACCCUUUGGAGGAAAUCCGGUAGAAAAGUCCUGACACUCAAUGGUUUCACCAACGCUUUUUCCCUCCAAAGAAAUUUGGAGGGUAUAUUCUUUUUCCUUAAAUGGCAUCCUUCUGCCCCCCAAAAGAAAGCCUGUGGUUUUGGGGGCGGAGACAUUUUGUGUUUUAAACAGCAAGUUUAAGAGCACCUCAGAAUUACCUUCUUUAUCCCAAUGGCAGGGGUGGCCAGACAAGGACAAACCUCUCAGGAGUCCUACCAUGACAAGGCCAGAGAACAUCCUGAUGAUGGAAAGCAUCCAGAUGGAGGUCUCUACAAUAAGGGACCCUCUUACUCGAGUUAUUCUGGAUAUAUAAUGAUGCCAAAUAUGAAUAAUGACCCAUACAUGUCAAAUGGAUCUCUUUCUCCACCCAUCCCGAGAACAUCAAAUAAAGUGCCCGUGGUGCAGCCAUCCCAUGCGGUCCAUCCUCUCACCCCUCUCAUCACCUACAGCGACGAGCACUUUUCUCCAGGAUCACACCCGUCACACAUCCCAUCAGAUGUCAACUCCAAACAAGGCAUGUCCAGACAUCCUCCAGCUCCCGAGAUUCCUACGUUUUAUCCCCUGUCUCCGGGUGGUGUUGGACAGAUUACCCCACCUCUUGGCUGGCAAGGUCAGCCUGUGUAUCCCAUCACGGGAGGCUUCAGGCAGCCCUACCCGUCCUCACUGUCAGUCGACACUUCCAUGUCCAGGUUUUCUCAUCAUAUGAUUCCCGGUCCUCCUGGCCCCCACACAACUGGCAUCCCUCAUCCAGCCAUCGUAACGCCUCAGGUCAAACAGGAACACCCCCACGCUGACAGCGACCUAAUGCACGUGAAGCCUCAGCAUGAACAGAGAAAGGAGCAGGAGCCAAAAAGACCUCACAUUAAAAAGCCUCUGAAUGCUUUUAUGUUAUACAUGAAAGAAAUGAGAGCGAACGUCGUAGCUGAGUGUACUCUAAAGGAAAGUGCAGCUAUCAACCAGAUUCUAGGCAGAAGGUGGCAUGCCCUCUCUCGUGAAGAGCAGGCUAAAUAUUAUGAAUUAGCGCGGAAGGAAAGACAGCUACAUAUGCAGCUCUAUCCAGGCUGGUCUGCAAGAGACAAUUAUGGUAAGAAAAAGAAGAGGAAGAGAGAGAAGCUGCAGGAAUCCACAUCAGGUACAGGUCCAAGAAUGACAGCUGCCUACAUCUGAAACAUGGUGGAAAACGAAGCUCAUUCCCAACAUGCAAAGCCAAGGCAGCGACCCCGGGACCUCUCCUGGAGAUGGAAGCUUGUUGAAAACCCAGACUGUCUCCACGGCUUGCCCAGUUGACCCCAAAGGAGAAAAUAACACCAACUUCACCCUGAGGUCACUGCUAGAGACGCUGAUCCAUAAAGACAAUCACUGCCAACCCCCUUUCAUCUACUGCAAGAGCCAAGUUCCACAAGAAAGCAUACAAGGUUUUUUUAAAAGAAAAAUUAAAAAGCACAUGAGAAUGCUGGCAGGCCCUGGGCCAGCUGAGCCGCUUUCCUCCCGUCUCCGCCGUGCACUUCCCAGAGCACCCUGCAUCCGUAUCUGCAACCUUCUGGCAAGGACAGUACCUGGGCUGCUUUCGCCUGCCCCAAGCACCUGCACACUGGGCGCGGCUGCAGCGGUCAGCGUCCCCGCAGGGAUGUGGGGAAGAGUUCCCUCUGUUUCUGGCUUCAUGUUUCUUUUUCUUCUCAAGCUUUUAUUUAACAGUGCAAAAGGAUCUAUCUUGUUUGCUUCUUUUUUUAAACUUGAAUUUUUUUUAAUUUACACUUCUUUUAUUUUUCUUGUAUAUUUUGCUAGCUAUGAGCUUUUUAAGUAAAAUUCAAAGAUCUUGAACUGUUUGAAAUAAAAACGAAAUGAAAAGAAGCCUCCUUCUUCUGAGAGAGAUCUCGUCUGCUAAGUGGCUUCUCCGUGAAUUACCUGUAACAAUAGUGGCCUCUCUGUCUUUGUAAGGUGUCUGAUAGAACUAAAUAAACAUAACAGCCAAUCCACUCUGUGGGUAGCAGUUGGCAGUCCUCUUUAUUUUUCUUAUGAUCUCUUUUUUUAAAUGGUAAACCUUACCAGAUACUUUCAGCAGACCAGUUUGCAGUGAAUUUUCAUUUUUUUCCUUCUCAACCCUUGUUGUAAAAAGCCCAGCACUUGAACUGUUAUUACUUUAAAUGUUCUGUAUUUGUAUCUGUUUUUAUUAGCCAAUUAGUGGGAUUUUAUGCCAGUUGUUAAAAUGAGCAUUGAUGUACCCAUUUUUUUUUUCUAAGUAGCAAGGCACAGCCUUUGCCCCAAACUGUCAAUCUAACGUUUGUCAUUCCAGUUUGAGUUAACGUGCUGAGCAUUUUUUAAAAGAAGCUUUGUAAUAAAACAUUUAAAAAGUU
Molecule: messenger RNA, 2822 nt
Organism: Dama dama (fallow deer)
Lineage: Eukaryota; Metazoa; Chordata; Mammalia; Artiodactyla; Cervidae
Gene: LEF1
Product: lymphoid enhancer binding factor 1
Exons: 12
Coding region: 640-1635 (331 amino acids)
Biological process (GO): regulation of transcription by RNA polymerase II; canonical Wnt signaling pathway
Cellular component (GO): beta-catenin-TCF complex
Molecular function (GO): RNA polymerase II cis-regulatory region sequence-specific DNA binding; DNA-binding transcription factor activity, RNA polymerase II-specific
Source: RefSeq, a predicted model, not a curated record